Molecule: messenger RNA, 924 nt
Organism: Talpa occidentalis (Iberian mole)
Lineage: Eukaryota; Metazoa; Chordata; Mammalia; Eulipotyphla; Talpidae
Product: olfactory receptor 2D3-like
Exons: 1
Coding region: 1-924 (307 amino acids)
Biological process (GO): G protein-coupled receptor signaling pathway
Cellular component (GO): membrane
Molecular function (GO): G protein-coupled receptor activity; olfactory receptor activity
Source: RefSeq, a predicted model, not a curated record
AUGGGAGAAGACAACCAAAGCCAUGUGACUGAAUUUGUCUUCCUGGGCCUUUCACAGGAUCCACAAACACAAAUCCUGCUCUUCUUCCUUUUCCUGGUCAUCUACCUGCUGACUGUGCUGGGAAAACUGCUCAUCAUCGUGCUCAUUCAUGUGGACUCCAGACUCCAUACACCCAUGUACUUUUUCCUUAGAAACUUGUCCUUUGCUGAUUUCUGCUUUUCGACCACCACAGUCCCCCAGGUGCUGGUCCACUUCCUGGCAAAGAGGAAGACCAUUUCCUUUGUUGGAUGUGCAACACAGAUAGUGGUUUUACUUCUAACAGGAUGCACGGAGUGCGCCCUGCUGGCAGUGAUGUCCUAUGACCGCUAUGUGGCUGUCUGCAAGCCCCUGCACUACUCCACUAUCAUGACCCACUGGGUGUGUGUCCAGCUGGCCGUCGGGUCCUGGGUCAGUGGGGCACUUGUGUCUCUGGUGGACACCACGUUCACAUUAUGUCUCCCCUACCGAGGUAACAACAUCAUUAACCACUUUUUUUGUGAGCCUCCUGCCCUCCUAAAGCUGGCAUCUGCUGACACCUACAGCACAGAAAUGGCCAUCUUUGCCAUGGGGGUGGUCAUCCUCUUAGCGCCGGUCUCCCUGAUCUUGGUCUCCUACUGGAAUAUCAUCUCCACUGUGAUCCGGAUGCAGUCGGGGGAGGGCCGGCUCAAGGCUUUCUCUACCUGUGGCUCCCAUCUCAUUGUUGUCAUCCUCUUCUAUGGCUCAGCAAUAUUUGCCUACAUGAGGCCAAACACCAAGAUAAUGAAUGAAAAGGACAAAAUGAUCUCUGUGUUCUACUCAGCAGUGACACCCAUGCUAAAUCCCAUCAUUUACAGUCUCAGGAACAAGGAUGUUAAGGGGGCUCUCAGGAAAAUUUUAGCAAAAUAG